ACUCACGUGAGGAACACAGCAAAGAGAACCCCACGAGAAAACGAGGACAUUAGUUGCUUUGAUUUAGGAUGCUCCUACCUGCGAGGUUCUAUGUGUUUCGUGUUUUGUGUCUCUUUGCUGUGUUUGAAGCGGUAUGUCUGCUGGACACUGGCAUGCUCUUCCCCCGGGAGUCUUCCUCCAGAGAGGUGAAGGAGCUGAACGGGCGGUGGGACUUCAGGGCGGACAAGUCCCCAAACAGGAACCAGGGCUUCGAGAAGGCUUGGUACAAAAGUCCCCUGGCAGAGACUGGCCCAGUGAUUGACAUGCCAGUUCCUGCCAGCUACAAUGACAUCACCCAGGACCCCACACUGAGAGAUUUUAUUGGUUGGGUGUGGUAUGAGCGAGAGGUGGUGGUGCCUUCCCGCUGGAUUGCCGAUGAAGGAACAAGAGUGGUUCUCAGAGUGGGAAGUGCUCACUAUUAUUCAAUAGUGUGGGUGAAUGGGGUAAAAGUGACAGAGCAUAACGGUGGCCAUCUUCCUUUUGAGGCUGAGAUAGGCAGUUUAAUCCGCAAGGACCCAACUCAGCCAUGCAGGAUCACUAUCGCUGUCAACAACACUCUGACUCUGGACACUCUUCCUCCAGGAAAUAUCCAGCACAUGGACGACCACACCAAGUAUCCUGAUGGUUUUUUUGUGCAAAACAUCUACUUUGAUUUCUUCAACUAUGCUGGCAUACAUCGUUCUGUGUUGCUGUAUACUACUCCUAAGGCUUAUGUGGAUGACAUCACUGUGGUGACUGACUUCUCGGAUAACACUGGUCUGGCCUACUACAAGGUGUCAGUCCAAGGUGCUGCCACAGCCACCCUGAGUGUCACUUUGAUGGAAAAAAAUGGCCACUGUGUGGCUACCUCCAGCGGGCCAUCUGGAGUGCUCAAAGUAGUAGAUGUCAAUCUGUGGUGGCCGUACUUGAUGCAUGAGAAUCCAGCUUACCUUUAUUCUAUGGAGGUUCGCUUAACGGCAACCGACGAUGGAUCCACGUAUGAGGAUGUGUAUACUCUACCAGUCGGCAUCCGCACAGUCAACGUUACCAGCACACAAUUCCUCAUCAACAACAAGCCCUUCUAUUUCCAUGGAGUCAAUAAACAUGAGGACUCUGAUAUUCGAGGUAAAGGCUUCGACUGGCCCCUGAUUGUCAAGGACUUUAACCUUUUGAAGUGGUUGGGGGCCAACUCAUUCCGCACCAGCCACUACCCCUAUGCUGAGGAGAUCCUGCAGAUGUGUGACCGCCAUGGCAUCGUGGUGAUAGAUGAGUGCCCAGGAGUGGGCAUUAAAGACAUUCGCAGUUUUGGAAAUGCCUCCCUGACCCAUCAUCUAGCUGUCAUGGACGAGCUUGUACUUCGGGACAAGAACCAUGCCUCUGUGGUCAUGUGGUCAGUAGCCAAUGAGCCGGCUGCGGAGAUGCCCCCUGCUGACUUCUAUUUCAAGACCUUGAUAAAACAUACCAAAGCUCUGGAUCCAACCCGGCCUGUCACUUUUAUUACAGACAGUAACUAUGCCAGGGACAGAGGGGCUCCCUAUGUGGAUGUAAUUUGUGUAAACAGUUACUUCUCCUGGUACCAUGAUCCAGGCCACCUGGAGGUCAUCCCCAUCCAGCUUAGAGCUCAGUUUGAGAACUGGUAUGGAAAGUACCAGAAGCCCAUCAUCCAGAGUGAAUAUGGAGCCGACGCAGUGCCAGGGCUUCACAGUGAUCCACCUUUGAUGUUUUCUGAGGAGUACCAGAAGGCAGUCCUGCAGAGCUACCACAACGUGUUUGACCAGAAGAGGAAGCAGUAUGUGAUUGGUGAACUCAUCUGGAACUUUGCCGACUUCAUGACUGCACAAGAGAUCACACGAGUGGUGGGGAACAAGAAGGGGAUUUUCACCAGGGAAAGGCAGCCCAAAGCAGCAGCAUUCAUCCUGAAAGAGAGGUACUGGAGACUAGCAAAUGAAACGGGCAGGCUCCCUGUUUGGACCAAGUACCCCUGCUCGUUCUGACACCCGCCAGUUGGUGCACGCAUUCCAGGACAGGCUCGACUCCAAGUAAACACUUUGCCUCAUAGGAAAAAAAUGCUGGUAACAUCGUGCCAGUUUCUAGUAGGCCUGCACGAUUUGAGGAAAAACAUGAAUCGCGUUUUUUUUGCUUAUAAUUGAUAUCACAAUUCUUUUUUUUUUCCUUACAAAGUGUAAUGUUUAUGGCACACAUGAACCAUGACAAAACAAGACAAAUUGUCAGUACCAAACAUAGAUUUGUUUUUGGCACCUUUAGCACAUUACUCAUCGCCACAAGCCUGUAGACAUAGAGGCAUAAAUAAAGAGAAAGGCGCAAGAAGCAUUGCAGCGCUUGGGACCACUUUAAAACCUAUUUUAUACACUCUGUUUAAUACUCACAGAAGACUGUAGUAAAAUUAAAUGAGAUUCAAAGUCAUACAAAAAAAAGUUAUUAAAAAAGGAAAUCGUGAACAGAGUGAAUCAAGAUCGCGAUUUUAUAACGAUUAAUCAGUGCAGGCCUAGUUUCUAGGUGUGGUCGAGCGCACCUAUAACAUUUUUUCAAGCAAAUAAUUUUUUUUCAUGCUGACAAAAAAUGGGUUAUAGGAUCAGAAGAAUGAAGGGGUACCACUUCAUUUAGUUCUGAUACACACUUGUGAGGCAGUGCUUUCCAAACAAAAACAGCCAAUCAAAAUCCUUCAUCAGAGACCAGCUCUGACCUUUCCUGCAGUCCGGUGAUAGGAGUCCACCUGGCAGACAAAGCACAUCACAUUACAUUAGACACUGUUAAGGAAGGGGGUUCCCACAUCAUCUCGGUUUUCUUUUCCUCCAUGUGUUUGGGGACACUUUCUCAAAUAAACGCAACAAUAUAGUGUUUUAGCAGUUUCAUUUACCUGUUGGAAGCUAUGGUCGUUUCUGAGCAUUUGGUGUCAGCAUGUUUUAAAAUACUUAAAACAUGUUCUGUUAAUGUGAAUUGCAAUGCUGUAUCUAAUCAUAAAAGUGUUUUAUUUUUAUAAAUAACAAUCAAGAGAGAGAAUCAAUUUUGAUAUGAAUCAUGCUAUUAAAGACAAAAUAUGUACUCAA
Etheostoma spectabile (orangethroat darter) is the source of this 3086-nucleotide messenger RNA. RefSeq names its product glucuronidase, beta (gene gusb). Gene Ontology annotation, biological process: carbohydrate metabolic process. Lineage: Eukaryota; Metazoa; Chordata; Actinopteri; Perciformes; Percidae. The coding region runs from base 69 to 2012 and encodes 647 amino acids. The transcript is spliced from 12 exons. Gene Ontology annotation, molecular function: beta-glucuronidase activity; carbohydrate binding. The record is from RefSeq and is a predicted model, not a curated record.